GCUUUAAGAUAAUAAUUACAAGUAAAUAUUAAUAAAGCCAAAAGCAUCCUUGUAGGGAGGAUUCUAUAGCAAGCUUGUCUGUUUGCUGAGCUAUAAAGAUGAACGUUAGGGGAGGCGAUGAGAAGCAGUCAGGUACAACUGAUCCAUUGCCACAUUUUGCGUCAAAGAAAAAUGUAAGCAUACGGAAACGCUUUUUACCAACCUUCAUGUACGAAUAUGGGCGAAGCGUAUACGGUGGCAACCCGCUAUUGCAGCAGACUCUUCCCGCUCCUUUCGUUCCGACACACCCGGUAUUGUACAUUGUAUUGUUUUUGUGUUCCGCAAUUCUUUUCUUAUCAAUGGGCACAAUAAUACUAGUUAAAAGUUCGAAAAGCCACGUUGUCGAGGAAUAUUACAGCCAAAUUCAUCGUUAUCAAUAUACACCAAGUGACCCUAUGGUUAACAUCAAUGAGGGUUUGCGUUCAUUUGUGGUAGACGGUGUUACCUACAAGCAGGGAACAAUGACACAGCUACGUUUCAAUGUAAAAAAAGAAAUGAAGGCACCCGUGUAUAUGUAUUAUAAAAUUGAUAAUUUAUUUCAAAAUCAUCGUUAUUUCAAAACAGGACGUUCUAGAUCGCAGCUCUCAGGGAGUAUAAACCCUGGUGAAAUGUCCAAUUGUCACCCCUAUCUUAAGCCUGGAGGCGUGAAUAAAAGCGGUGAGGAUGUAAUAGUUUCAUAUGAUGGACAGGAACGAAGAGCAUAUUCUUUUCAAUACAAUCCAUGCGGUAUCGCGGCGUGGUCCAUGUUCAACGACACGCUGAGCCUCUUCAAGGUCAUGCACUCGACCUCCACCGCGCCAAACAAUGUCCCGAUCUCGAAGAGCAGCAGUACCAGCAACCUUAAUGUUCAGUUACUUUGCAAUGGCACAGAUUUCGACGCGAAGGGCAACCCCCUUGGGAAAAGUGUGACACAAAACGGCUGCUCUAAGAAAGGAAUCAGCUGGCGUUCAGACACAGAAGUGAAGUUUAAGAAUCUCACCGUCGGUGAAAGAUGGUGGUCGCUUUACUUCCCCUAUACUACAAAUAACACCUACCUUAACAAGGGCUGGUAUCUCAAUGAGCCCGGACAUUCCCUACCGGACCCUCUCGAUUUGGAUUUUCAAGUGUGGAUGAGGGAUGCCGUCUUGCCGAAUUUUAGAAAACUGUACCGCAUCAUAAAUGUGGACCUCACUCCAGGAACCUAUUUACUACAGGUCGAAGAAUUCUUCGACGUUGAAACAUUUGGGGGUCAAAAGGGGUUCGUCCUGCGUCCACACGGCUUGGGUGGAGUCGAAGAAUUCGGUGUAGGUAUAGCGUUUCUCAUAGUCGGAUCACUUUCCUUUGUGUUAAGCAUAUCAUAUCUGGUUGAUUGUAUCCUACGAAAAGAAAAGAAGGAUGCUGUCUCCAUGCUAAAAGAACCAAGACGAUCAUGGUAUCACUAUGAUCCAAGUGCGCCAGAGUUUGAGAAAUAUUAUCAGCUCCUCAUCGAGAGGAGCGUGCCCAUUGAGGAACUAAUCGCUCUCCGUAAGAUGCAAGACCCCAGAUCCCGUAGCACUACAAGCAAAGAUACGGAAUGA
Messenger RNA from Phytomonas sp. Hart1, 1595 nucleotides. Lineage: Eukaryota; Euglenozoa; Kinetoplastea; Trypanosomatida; Trypanosomatidae. The record is from the annotation of a GenBank genome assembly.